Messenger RNA from Erigeron canadensis, 1093 nucleotides. Its product is annotated as peroxidase 51-like. Bases 44 to 1030 code for a protein of 328 amino acids. Gene Ontology annotation, biological process: hydrogen peroxide catabolic process; response to oxidative stress. The transcript has 4 exons. Lineage: Eukaryota; Viridiplantae; Streptophyta; Magnoliopsida; Asterales; Asteraceae. The record is from RefSeq and is a predicted model, not a curated record. Gene Ontology annotation, molecular function: heme binding; peroxidase activity.
CACUACUAUUAUUAUCUUAAAGCACAUACACUUAACUUUGAUCAUGGGUCGGGUCAUGAUUAUUCAAGUACUAGCUCUCUGCUCGCUUCUUGUCUUUCCAAAUUUAGCUGUUGCUCAACUCAAACAGAAUUACUACGCAAACGUAUGCCCAAAUGUAGAAACAAUUGUACGUAAGGCAGUAACAACCAAAUUUCGCCAAACCUUUGUCACUGUCCCAGGAACUCUUCGGUUGUUCUUUCAUGAUUGCUUUGUUCAGGGGUGUGAUGCUUCGGUUAUGGUAGCAUCCAGUGGAUCAAACACUGCAGAAAAAGACCACCCGGAUAACUUGUCAUUGGCUGGAGAUGGAUUUGAUACAGUUAUAAAAGCGAAAGCUGCAGUUGAUGCUGUUGCAAGUUGUAGAAAUAAGGUGUCUUGUGCUGAUAUUCUCACCAUGGCUACACGAGAUGUCAUUGUGCUGGCAGGUGGGCCAUCAUACCCAGUGGAGCUGGGGAGAUUGGAUGGACUGAGUUCGACGUCAGCUAGUGUAGGUGGGAAGCUGCCCAAACCAAACAUGAAUUUGGACCAGCUCAAUGCCAUGUUUGCUGCCAAUGGCUUAACUCAAGCUGAUAUGAUUGCCCUCUCAGGUGCACACACCCUUGGGUUCUCCCAUUGCGACCAGUUUGCGAACAGGAUAUACAAUUUCAGCAAGCAGAAUCCGGUGGAUCCAACUCUAGACCCGAGUUACGCUAAUCAACUGAAACAACAGUGUCCAAAGAAUGUUGACCCAAACAUAGCUAUAAAUUUAGAUCCCAGCACACCUAGAAUUUUUGACAACGUGUAUUACAAGAAUCUGCAGCAAGGAAAAGGACUUCUAACUUCUGACCAGGUUCUCUUCACUGACUCAAGAUCAAAACAGACGGUCAUCUCAUGGGCAUCCAAUGCUCAAGCUUUUAACAAUGCAUUCAUCGCGGCUAUGACUAAACUAGGUCGGGUUGGUGUCAAGACGGGCCAAAAUGGGAAUAUCAGGAGAGAUUGUGCUGCAUUUAAUUGAGAUUAAAUAAAACUCAAUGUAACAGAACUAAUUGCAUAAAUACAAUGAUAAGAGUUAAAACAA